This is a messenger RNA of Exophiala xenobiotica, 2560 nucleotides long. RefSeq lists its product as uncharacterized. Gene Ontology annotation, molecular function: protein binding. NCBI's taxonomy places the organism in Eukaryota, Fungi, Ascomycota, Eurotiomycetes, Chaetothyriales, Herpotrichiellaceae. The transcript is spliced from 3 exons. Gene Ontology annotation, biological process: cytoplasmic translation. The record is from RefSeq and is a predicted model, not a curated record. The coding region runs from base 272 to 2560 and encodes 762 amino acids.
AAUCUCGUCGCUGAUGUUUGGAACCUGGGGCCAACAACCAGGGGCUGUGCAAGCUGUGCCACGCUCAUGAACCACGAAAGGUAGAGUACAUGUGUGAUUUGCAUUCCUUGACAAUGCCCUACGUUUAAGAGAUUGCAAAUCCUAAACUAUCGGACCUGAGAAUCACAGAUGGAGUGAGCGGGAUUCGGCAUUCGAAGCGUGCUUUUACCGCUGGCUGAUUCAGACGUUGGACACGCGCAGCGUACUCGAACGAGGAACAGACAGAUCCCAUAUGCCACACACAGGAUACACGUCGCUUGGUCGACAGAAGCGCGCAAGAUCCGAGACAACUAUGGAGGAUACACACCAUUCGAGCCCGGUCGUGAAAAGCGCUCACCAGACGGAUGUGGAAACACGCAUACCAUGGGUCCAACAAUCCGAUUCAGGAUCAUCACAAGCUACCAAGCAGACUCUGGAAGUGAUAGAUCCAGGGGUUUGGACAUUCAGGACUUCUGCCUUCGGACUUGCCCUGAUGUGGCUCACAGGAGCCGGUGUCAUUGUGUACGGUGCUGUCGUGCAGUCGAGCACAGACAAGUCAGCGAACGGGUACGGGCCCUCAUUCAUCCACAAUAAGGCCGUUGGCCCGUUCGUGCAACUGGGGGUAGCGUUUUGGGUCACAGUAUUGUCAGACACGGCUGGAUUGAUUCAUGCCACCAGCCUGCGCUUCACUCUCCUUGCAUCUCGCAGAUUGACGUUCAAUUCUAAUCUGCGCCUCUUCACGAGUUGUUCCAACUCCCGCAUACAUUGGUGGCCGGUCAACCUCAUAUGGGCGUGGUCUUUGAUUUCAUGCUACGCUUGUGGCUCCAUGGUCAUUGUCGAGUCGGUAUACCAAUAUUCUGAGGAUCUUCACACUCUUGAGGUCGUCUCAGGCUAUGCCCUCAUCUUUCUGGGUUUGGGCUUGUUUGGGCAAGCUUCAAUCGCAACGUGGGCUUUGAAGGCCAACACGUUUCCGACAUGGUCCACGAAUCCCAUCCACACAGCGAAGCUCUGUCGGGAUCAAGGAUGGCUGACACCACUAUCUCACCGAACGAUGUUGAGCGUUCACGACGCGCAGAAUCUUGAAAUACGCGACACACCCACUCGGCCAAAAGCGAGGCAAGGCCCUUUGCUGAAGGCUCAUUUCCGAAUUCGCCGGGCGCUCAUCUUUGUCUGGACGGUCACACUUUUUGCCUUUCUGUGGUUCAUCUCGAUUACUGUGGCCUAUCAGGUUGGAGGCGGGCCUUCUAUGGGCCCGUCAUGGGCCAGCUUCAGUCGAUCGUAUACGAAUGACUGGAGUCUCAUCCCGGACUGGGUCGGUGUCACUGCUUUUCUUGGAAUCUCCACAUCGCUGGGCCAGAGUUUCUAUACAUUUGGCCCCUGGUUUCUUUGCAAAUGCUCCCGCGACGAAAGCCUGUGGCGACAGACGGCAUCCAGUCGUGGUCUUGGCCCCAGUAAGCAUGGUGCCUUCCACGUAGCAUUUACAACCUGGGAGACGAUAUGCCUGUUCGUUUUCAAGACCCUCAUCCACUGGGUCUUCAGUCUUGCAUUUGGACCUUAUUGGGAAGGCAUUGAGAUCCGCAUACCACAGGUCUGCUACACCGCAGUCACACUAUUCUUGCUUUCACUUUUGGCGACUUACCUCGCUUUGUGGCGUCCAAAAGGCCCGCAGCCUGCUACAUUCGGGCACCUACCGACCUUGGUCGACCUGAUCGACGUGUGGCCCUGUCGCAUGCCAGAUACACGGAACGAAGAGACCGUGGAUGGGACGAAUGAGACGGACAGUUUGUAUGCGAGGGAAACAGUGAAACUGUACUGGGGUGAUAAAGGCGAGAUUGACAAUGGUAUUCGCCGCGCUGGUACAGCCCACGUGCCUCUGAAGCCCAUCAUAAUGACAGCUAUUUUUACAGAUCUUUCAGAUACAUCCUACCGGAUAACUAUAGCGCUCGACGUUCCCGACGCACACGAACAAGAAGCACCUGAACCACCAGUUAUACUCCUUAGUGUCACGUAUCCAGAAGCAUAUCCAGAUGUCGGACCACAUUUGGACAUUACGGCUCCGCCGAAUGCAGCAAAACACCCUCAACUCGACAUCCAAGAAGACAAAGCUCAGCUAUUAGAUGCGUUACAGCCCACGGUUGAGGACAGCCUGGGCAUGGCAAUGGUCUUCACACUGGUGACCACUUUGAAAGAGGCUGCAGAAACCCUGAUAUCGGACAGGCUCCGGCAAGCACAAGCUGCAAGAGAUGUAGUAGCAGCGGCAAAAGAGGAGGAAGAAAACAGAAAGUUCCACGGCACCAUAGUGACGAGGGAGCGCUUCCUCGAGUGGAGGGAGAAGUUCCGAAAAGAGAUGGAGGAGAAGGAAAGGAGGCAGAGGGAGGAGGAUGAGGCAGAAGACAAGAAGAAGAGAGGCGGAAAGGUCGAGGAGAAGAAAUUGACUGGCCGGCAACUUUGGGAGAGAGGUCUUGUCGGUAAGGUCGACGAAGAGGACGUUGACGGCGACGAUGCCGUGCCUGCCAUCGAGAAACUCAAGGUUGAAGCCUAA